Messenger RNA from Leptonychotes weddellii (Weddell seal), 616 nucleotides. NCBI's taxonomy places the organism in Eukaryota, Metazoa, Chordata, Mammalia, Carnivora, Phocidae. The record is from RefSeq and is a predicted model, not a curated record.
UGAAAUCUCUGUUUGAUUUGCUGUAACAUGUAAAGCGAAACUGGGACAUUUUACUUUACAGUCUAUUAAAGGUUGAACAAAACUUAAAAGAAGCAGCGGUUCUAUUCACUUGUUCUUGGACUUGAAACUCCUUUGACCUCGGAAACUGAAGAUGAGGUUGCCAUGGGAACUGCUGGUACUGCAGUCAUUCAUGUUGUGCCUUGCAGAUGACUACACACUGCAUGGCCCUGUUUUUAUUCAAGAACCAAGUCAUGUGAUGUUCCCUUUGAAUUCUGAGGAGAAAAAGGUGAAGCUCAACUGUGAAGUUAAAGGGAAUCCAAAACCGCAUAUCAGGUGGAAAUUAAAUGGAACAGAUAUUGACAUUGGUGUGGAUUUCCGCUACCGUGUUGUUGAAGGCAGCUUGUUGAUCAAUAACCCCAAUAAAACCCAAGAUGCUGGAACGUACCAGUGCAUAGCAACAAACUCAUUUGGAACAAUUGUUAGCAGAGAAGCAAAGCUUCAGUUUGCCUAUCUUGAAAACUUUAAAACAAGAACAAGAAGCACUGUGUCUGUCCGUCAAGGUCAGGGGAUGGUACUACUGUGUGGCCCACCAGCUCAUUCAGGAGGUAAACUAUAA